CCCCUGGUAACCAUGUUAACGAAGCCCCUGGUAACUACGAUAAUGAAGAAGCCCCGAUGACUAUAAUAAUUCUGAAAGUUAUUAUGUCGUUGGUAAACGCAUUCGAAGAUCUUGAAGUAAUUCCCAAUGAAUCAAGUAAUGUACUGGCUGAGCAUGACCAAAACAUUCUUGAAAUGGAUCUUCUAAAAAAUAAAACUAAAGCCGUUGAAAAGGAUGAACAUAAAAGAAAGGGUGUUGAAAAUUUAAAAAAAAAUAAAGAAUUUGUUGAAAAGUUUCUUACAGACAAUACUUUUAACAAUUGCACUUUUAAUUUUUAG
This is a messenger RNA of Dentiscutata erythropus, 317 nucleotides long. NCBI's taxonomy places the organism in Eukaryota, Fungi, Glomeromycota, Glomeromycetes, Diversisporales, Gigasporaceae. The record is from the annotation of a GenBank genome assembly.